GUUUGUUCUGCGUGAUGUUGGACUGACGGCGGGAUAAUUGUGUUGUUGCGCUAACAGCUAACAGAUUAGCUUCAUUUCUCCGGUUAAAGCUUCGGGACUGCAGUCCAAUGGGAGACAGCGAUGACGAGUUCGACAGGAGGAGGCGGGACAAGUUCAGGAGAGAGAGGAGCGACAUGGAGCGGUCGAGAGAGCGAGAGGAGAGGAGGAGGGACGACUGGCCCGACAGGGACUGGGAGCGCGGCAGAGAGAGGAGGAGGGAUUACGACCGCGGCCGCAGAGAGAGGUUUUCUCCUCCUCGACACAUUAGCCCGCAGCACAAACGCAUGAGACGAGACUGGGACGACCACCGGGGGGAGCCGUACCGCUACGACCUUCCCUACGGAGGAGGGGGAGGAGGUGGAGGAGGAGGAGGGGGGCCGUUCCCAGGAGCGGGGCCUCAAGGAUGGCACCCUGACCUGCCUCAUAUGCACCCUCAUCAUGGUGGGCACCCGCUGCAGGGAAGGUUGGGGAUGGUGGAUCCAGAUCUGCCUCCUCCUGGUCCUCCAACCAUGAGGAGCUUUAAGGAGUUCCUGUUGAACAUGGAGGACAGCGUUGAUGAGACUGAGUCGGUGAAACGUUACAAUCAGUACAAACUGGACUUCAGGCGGCAGCAGCUUCAGGACUUCUUCCUGCAGCACAAAGACCAGGAGUGGUUCCGCUCUAAAUAUCAUCCUGAUGACAUCACGGCGAGGAAGACGGAGUCGCUGUCCGCCCUGAAGACCCGCCUCAGCGUCUUCCUCUUCCUGCUGGACAACAGCUGGCUGGACAACAUGUCUCUGGACAUGGAGCACGCUCCCGCCAUCAUCAAGCUGCUGGACGCAGCUGUGAUAAAGAUGGAGGGAGGCACAGACCUGGACCUGCAGGUGCUGGAGGUGCCGAGCGCUUCUGCUGCUGCGAGCGGCGGGGAGACGAGCGGAGCAGCAGCAGGAGGCGCAGGACCAGGAGGAGCAGCAGGAGGAGGCGCAGGACCAGGAGGAGCAGCAGCAGGAGGAGAGAAGAGUCAGAGCGAGCCCAGCGGAGGAAACGUCAACACUCAGAGCGUCGCUGAGACGAGCAGCAGCAGGAUGGACGAGACGAGCAGCGGAGAGACGGAGGAGACGAAAGAGACGGAGAAGGCCAGCGAGGAAGAAACCAAACAGAACGGAGAGAAUGAGAAAGACGAGGGGGAGGAGGACGAGGAGGAGGAGGAGGGGGAGGAGGAAGAGGAGAAGAAAGAUGAAGAGGAGGAGGAGAAGAAGACGACAAAGAAAGGCAGGAAGAGGAAACGCAGCGUGUCAGCUGACAGCGGCGAGGGCAGCGCCUCCGACUCUGACUCCUCCCACUCUGAGGGAGAGGAGAAGGAGGAAGAGGAGGAGAAGGAGGAAGAGGAGGAGGACGGAGAGGAGGAGCGGCGUAAAGAGCGAGGGAAGGAGAGAGUGAAGGAAAGAGGGAAGGAGAGAGAGAAGGAGAGAGAGAAGGAGGUUCCAGUGAAGCCCCGCCCCCUCCACCUGACCACCUCACUGUUCAUAAGAAGCAUCCCACCUGAGGUUUCUAAAGAGGAGAUCACUGCUUUGUGUCGCAGGUAUCCGGGCUUCCUGCGGGUGGCGCUGUCAGACCCUCAGCCUGAGAGGAGGUUCUUCAGACGCUGCUGGGUGACGUUUGACCGCAGUGUGAACAUCAAAGAGACCUGCUGGAACCUGCAGAACAUCAGGCUCAGAGACUGUGAACUGUCUCCGGUGGUGAACAGAGAUCUGUGUCGACGGGUCCGUAACGUAAACGGUCUGACGCACCACAAACCGGUGGUGAGGAACGACAUCCGCCUGUCUGCUCGACUCGUACACAGUCUGGACCAGAAGGGGGAGCUGUGGGCCGGACAGAUGGAGACUAACCCGGUCCUGAAGAACAUCACAGACUACCUGAUCGAGGAGGUGAGCGCUGAGGAGGAGGAGCUGACCGGAGCAUCGGGAGGCAACAGUGACGAGGCAGGGGGCGACGCCAAAGACCCCUCCUCCUCCUCCUCCUCUGAGGUUACCGUGGAGACGGAUGAAAAGCUGCUGAAGGUGUUGGACAGGCUGCUGCUCUACCUGCGUCUGGUUCACUCUGUAGAUUAUUAUAACUUCUGUGAGUAUCCUGCUGAGGACGAGAUGCCUCACCGCUGUGGACUGAUCCACGUACGAGGACCCCUACCUGUAGCCAAGAUCACUGCAGCAGAAGUGAGUGAACAUCAGAGGAUGUGUGAGGAGCGUCUGGCUCCUCUGCUGUCGCCCUCGGAGACGCUGAGCGAAGAAGAAGCUUCAAGACUGGGAAAGAAAGAGCCGGAACAGGAAGUGGAGAAGUUCCUCUCAGCGAACGCUCAGGAGCUCAGCAAAGAUAAGUGGCUCUGUCCUCUGAGUGGGAAGAAGUUUAAGGCUCCGGAGUUUGUGCGUAAACACAUCCUGAACAAACACGGCGACAAAGUGACCGCCGUCAGACAGGAAGUGGAGUUCUUCAACCACUUCCUGUUGGACGCCAAGAGACCCGCUCUACCUGAGAACAAGCCCCUCCCCCCGCCGGCACAGGGUCCUCCGAUGGGGAUUCCCUCCUUUCCUGGUCAGUCACAGCAGCAGCAAAGCCUGCUGGGAUAUCCACCUGGAGUCAGACCGCCCAUGCCCAACUUCCCCGGCGGCGGUCCUCACUACCCUCCCAACCAGUUUGGGGCGGGGCGCGGUAACUAUGACAACUUCAGAGGUCAUUUAGGAGGUGGAGGAGGAGGGUUUCCCGGGAAACAACGAAACAACAGGGGUGUGCGAGGUGACCCGCGGUCGAUCAUCGAGUACAGAGACCUCGACGCUCCGGACGAUCUCGACUUCUUUUAAACACGAAGUGAAACUACAAGAUGUUUUUUUUUUUUUUUUUUUAAUUAAACUUUUUUAUUCCUACAUUUCCUACAAUUCCUUUCACCUUCCCUCCAUCAUCUGUGUUAGGGUUUUUAUUUUUUCCUUUUUUUGAUUUAGGUGUGUGCGUGUGUGUGUUGGUGUGUGUGUGAGUGUGUCAGCAGGACCAAUGUAUGUCAGUCAUUAGAGAUGAUGAUGAUGAUGAUGAUGAUGAUGAUGAAGAUGAUCUGAUUCGUUACUUUCCAAUAAAGAUCAGUACAGGAA
This is a messenger RNA of Scomber scombrus (Atlantic mackerel), 3155 nucleotides long. Its product is annotated as serrate RNA effector molecule homolog. Gene Ontology annotation, cellular component: nuclear body. Gene Ontology annotation, biological process: primary miRNA processing; mRNA processing. Gene Ontology annotation, molecular function: nucleic acid binding. The record is from RefSeq and is a predicted model, not a curated record. NCBI's taxonomy places the organism in Eukaryota, Metazoa, Chordata, Actinopteri, Scombriformes, Scombridae.